GGCUGAACUGUGAAAAUUUGAAUUCAUUUAAAAAUAAGGAACUGCUUGAUUUGCGUCGUGAAGAAACAUUUUAGGGAAAUGUUAAAGUUGAUCAGCCCUCUUGGAAUACUGCUGCUAAGCUUGGAAGCAAUAACAGCAGGAGAUAUUUCAACUCGCUGCUGUAAUUCUAAAUUAGAAUUUGCAACGAAAUUAUCAGGCGAAAUUGAUAAAUAUGAAAAACAGUACAAUGUGGCUCGUCGCCUUUUAACAAACAUUCAGCAAGAUUGUGAAAUUAUAUCGACAAUGGUGGAGUAUUUGCAAACAUCAGGAUGGGAUGGAAGUUGUAAAUCUUCGUGUGAACUGGAGGCAUUUUUAAAAUCGUUUGAUGGCAUUCGAAGUAAAGUGUUAGAAACAUUGAAAAACUUACGAGCAGCAUGUAAUAAUAUGAGUGAAAUGGCAAAAGCUCUAGGAAAGUAUUCAAAUUGUAAAUACGGAUAUUGUUUAUUAGGUUGUGCAAAUGAUCGAAACGUUUUAGAAUGUAAAUUAAGGAAAUUCGUUGAAAAUGCAUUAGACGGAUUGUACCAUUCUAACAUAUUGAUGGAUAUUGUGGAAAGAACAUGCAACACUUUGGGAGAGCAAGCUGGUAAUUUUUGCGUUAAAGAACUGAAUAGCAAUGAUAGCAAAGGACAAUGUCAAAUCAAUAAUUUCCUUUCUGAAUUCGUUAAUAUUUAUCGCCCUGGUCGUGAAAGUGUAAAUAAACUUGAUAUAAAUUGUGACCUCGGACUAUCGAACAUAAAUCAAUUUAGAGCACACCUUGCCAUAGGUUCGCAUUGUUGUUAGUUAAGUUAUCGUUGUUUUAUCAAUAAAAAGUUUAACAAUAUU
Molecule: messenger RNA, 861 nt
Organism: Bradysia coprophila
Lineage: Eukaryota; Metazoa; Arthropoda; Insecta; Diptera; Sciaridae
Source: RefSeq, a predicted model, not a curated record